CGUUGACGUAAAUGACAGUGGGAAGCGGCUCUUAUCAUAAACAACACACUACAUGACAUCAGACAGUGCCUGGACAUUCUGAUGCCUUACCUGGGAUAAGGUCCACCUCAUACAGCUGGCCUAUCACUCAUUGUGUCACCCAUUCAACACAGGAGAACAAGGAUCCGGUAUGUUCAGCACAAAGAGGUUGAAGAAGAAGUCUCUGUCAGUGGACAUCCCUGAUGAGUGUUAUGCUGGUUCUCUUGUCAAGGACCCGCUGGCAUCACCCAUCAUACCUAGUGUGGCCAGAACAACCAUUACUGAAGAACAUGGCAUCAAUGCCACCAACAUACCUAAGUCUCGUAAUCCUCGUCGCGGAGAACUCAAACGAGGAUAUACCGUAGACACCGGGCAGAAAAAGAGUUCAUUGGAGAGGAAAGAUGUGCGCCGGAUAUCCUUCCAAAAACCUAAAGGCACCAUGGAGUAUGUGGUGGAGUCAUGUGACACGCUCAACAGCAUUGCUUUGAAGUUCGACACCACCCCCAAUGAGCUCGUACAACUCAACAAACUCUUUUCUCGAGCUGUGGUCCCUGGCAAGGUGCUGUAUGUCCCUGAUCCGGAAUACAUCUCCAGUGCGGACAGCUCCCCCUCCCUCAGUCCCAUCAGCCCCCUCUCGCCCACCUCCUCUGAGGCCGAUCUGGAGAAAGCCACCACGGAUUCAGAUGAUGCCCAUCGAAGACAAACCAACCCAGCUAUGGGUCACGGGGCCCACCGGCCAGCCCGAGUGGUUUCGUCCACCUCUGAGGAGGAAGAGGCGCUUACGGAAAAGUUUCUUAAAAUGAACUGCAAAUACAUCACGGAUGGCAAGGGAAUAGUCAGUGGUGUGCUGCUGGUCACCCCAAACAACAUCAUGUUUGACCCUCAUAAGUCAGACCGAUUGGUGCAGGAGAGAGGAUGUGAGGAGUACGGGAUCAUGUGCCCCCUAGAGGAGGUGCAGUCUGCAGCCAUGUGCAGGGAGAUCACAGACAUCAGGGUCAGAGAGCUUGUGCCACUAGAUCUGGAGCUAGAUCCUUCUGCGACGGAGGUAAGCCACCUCAAGAGGGUGCCACGUCUAAAUACCACCGAUGCGGCACACAGAAUUCGUGAUACAGGCAAUGACAGUGCCAGUACAGCCCCUCUUAGCACAGAAGCUUCGCUGUCUGAAGACGUUUUUACAGAGUCAGAACUUUCGCCUGUCCGUGACGAUGCCGUUGCGACAUCAUCUGAAGAUUUGCAGCCGAUAAAAUCCUCAGGGGCAUCUUCUGAAUCAGUGCAGACCAUCAACCAGGUUUACACAGCCAUGGAAGAACCUUCAGUAGCUGAACAAAAGGAUGUAAAAGGAGUAAUACAAAAUACAGACACAGAUGGAAGAGGAUUGAGGGAUAGUGGCAUUGAGCAGAGCCUGAAUGCCACAGAUUUGUCCAGUGAAAUGCUGUCAGGAAAUGUUCUGGAAAACGCUAAAAGGGAUCAACCUGCGGAUGAAAUCAAAUCACGUAACACCUCUGAGUCACUUUGUUCGGACACUGUUGCAGCCGAGGAUUCGGUGAAAGGACGGGAAGCUCAGAGAAGCAUGGGGGAUCAUACUAUGCAAUUGACCAAUGAUACGAAGGAAGGGAAACAAGGAAUGUCGAUUGAGGUUUCAACAGCCAAUGAGAUUGGAGCAGAGGAGGGGCAGAAUACAGAGGAAGUUGUGUCGGGGUCCAAAAACAAGCAAAAGUCCCACAAGUUCCUGUGUCUGCGAGUUGGCAGGGCCAUGCGGAAGACCUUUGUGUCCCACACCAAUGCCUCCAUGCAGCAGUAUGCCCAAAGAGACAGGAAGCACGAGUACUGGUUCGCCGUUCCAUCUGAGAGGUCAGACCACCUAUUUGCGUUCUUUGUCCAGUGGACCCCAGACGUAUAUGGGGAAGGGUUGGGAGGAGUGAUGCGGGAGCCCGGGUUUGUAGUGGUUAAAAAGAACACCAAUGCAGAGAGUGGGGAGCAUGACAAGCCAGUGCCUGAUAUCACAUUCAAGGACUGGGAGGUAGGAACAGUGACUACUGUAGUUUCUGUGACCGAGUACUACCGGCGGAUAGAUGCGCUAAACAGUGAGGACCUGCGCUCACUCUGCAAACGCCUGCAGAUCACAACCAAGGAAGAGGUAAACUCCAAACAUAUAGUGAAGAAUGACCCAGAACCAGAGUCAUUCAGGCCCAGUCUGAAUGAGCCCAGUGACCUCCUGCAACAAGAUCAGAUCGAAAAGCUGGCCAAGCACCUGCCCCCCAGGACAAUCGGCUAUCCCUGGUCCAUGGUAUUCAGCACGUCCAAAAAUGGCAUGAGCAUCAAGAGCCUGUAUCGCAUGAUGCAGGGCCAGGACUCGCCAGUUCUCAUGGUGAUCAGGGACAGCGAUGGGCAGCUGUUUGGAGCUCUUGCUUCAGAACCAUUUAAAGUCAGUGACUGCUUCUAUGGCACAGGAGAGACCUUCCUCUUCACCUUCUGUCCAGACUUUAAGGUUUUCAAAUGGUCAGGCGACAACUUGUUCUUCAUCAAAGGAGAUCCAGACUCCUUGGCCUUUGGUGGUGGAGGGGGUGAAUUCGGUCUGUGGUUGGAUGGCGAUCUUUAUCACGGAAGAACUAACUCAUGUAAGACCUUUGGAAAUCCAGUGCUCUCAAAGACAGAAGACUUCUAUGUGCAGGCUAUUGAGAUCUGGGCUUUCGAAUAACACCCUAUUCCUCAUGGACCCAAAAGAAAUGGGGUUAGAAGGCCACUUCUGCAACCCCUUCAAGACCUGAUUGCACACCCUCGUCUCAAUGAAAGGUUGUUUAAGGUCAUAUGAACACGUUUUUACCCUUUGGCUGCUUGAGGUCCUCUAGUCUUGAGGAUAAGGAACGGCGCCAAUGGAUGUUCUUGAAUGUUGUAGAACUUCACAAAAGAAAUGAAGCUCCAGAAAUUCCCAGGAGUCUUAAAAGUCCUUUAAAGUUGUAAAGCAUGGGGGUUUCAGUCCUACUACCUGUCACCUGUUGUGUUAUGUUUAUUUCAAGAACAUAUUUAACGUCAAAACCCCAACUUGCUCUAUAUAAUCGAAUGCCUGUACUUAAUAUAAUAUUCAGUACUGUGUUGCUUUAGAAAUGUGGAGUAACAUACAAAUUAAUGUGUGGUGCCCUUUUCAUGUCAAUUAGCUUCCUGUAAUUCCUUUAUUUCUCUCUGGAAGUGCUGUAGUUACAGAAGAAAUGGUGUCUGUAAUGUCAGUGUGUAGGAACCAAUUGUGGUUUUGGGGGAGGCGGGGCAACUGAUGGAAUAUACAUAUAUAAAUACAUAUAGCGAUUUUAUAUUUAUACCUUUAUUAGUGUACUUUGUACAUAACUAUUUGACUUAUCGCUGUUAUGUGUGACAGUGAUAUGGUUUGCCCUACUGUCCUUUUACGUUUAAUCUCAGUUGUACAUUUUCCUUGUAUAUUUGUUCCAAUAAAUAAUUUUCUAUAUGCUUACAAUGUGAACUUGAGAGCUUUCCGUUGGUGGUGGAGAGUUUUCAACAGGUAGCUGCUCUCUAACCUAGGAAUCGUAUAUAAGGUGACCCGGGUGUUUUUGAGGGACCUGAUGAGGAUGAUGAGAGACUAAUGACAGGUGAAACUAGACCCAAAGCUUAUAGGAGACUGGUGUUAACAGUGAUGGAGAUAGCCAGUUACUGCAAUAUUUACAAAGAGCCACUCAGGGCACACUGAUGCAAAAGUUUCAGAAAACAGGUAAAACUGAUGAAGAAUGUUAAAUGGAAAGUUGUCUGUAUUACUUUGCAAUGAUAUAGGAACGUUCAAAGUGCUGUGGCCUCUUUUAGCAGUAUUCGAACUUUAAAUGAAUACAGAGAGGUGCCAUUUUGCCCUUGUGGCCAUCUGAAAAUAUGCCCAAACGUUUGAUCCAACUGAGCACGUCUGUUGUCAGAGCAGACGUCUUGUUGUGAAGGUAUGAUGCUCUCUGCAUGCCGUGGGAUCAUAGAGUUGAAGGAAUAAAGGCCACCUUUGGAGCCCCCAGCACUUUUCUGGUCUUCCAAUGCAGUAUUUGAUGCCCAUGUGGAAGCUCGAACAGAUCUCAUUAAUCCCCUCAAACAACUCUGAUAGAUGAUUAUGUAUCAAUGUAUUUACCACAAUAAAUUCUAUGUAAUA
Molecule: messenger RNA, 4150 nt
Organism: Xyrauchen texanus (razorback sucker)
Lineage: Eukaryota; Metazoa; Chordata; Actinopteri; Cypriniformes; Catostomidae
Product: oxidation resistance protein 1-like
Exons: 17
Coding region: 170-2716 (848 amino acids)
Biological process (GO): response to oxidative stress
Cellular component (GO): nucleus
Source: RefSeq, a predicted model, not a curated record